UCUCUGUGUCUGUCUCUGUGUCUGUCUCUGUGUCUGUCUCUCUGUGUCUGUCUCUCUGUCUCUGUCUCUCUCUCUCUGUCUCCAGGUGUUUAAGUCUAAGUUUCAGAACUGGGAUGAUGUCCUGAAGGUGGACUACACCAGAGCAGCUGAGAGUGUAGAGCAACAGCAAGGAUUACAGGGGAAGGUCAAGAAGGAUGCUGAGAAGAAAGACGAGAUGAAGGCUGACCUCACCGCCCUCUUCCUCCCCAGACAACCCCCCAUGGUCCUCACUGAGGCAGAGCAGAUGAUGGAGGAGUGGAAUGAGGAUCUGGAUGGAAUGGAGGGAUUCGUGUUGGAGGGGAAGAAGUUUGCUCGUCUGCCGGAGGAGGAGUUUGGACACUUCCACACACAGGACUGCUACGUCUUCCUGUGCAGGUAUUGGGUGCCAGUAGAAUACGACGAUGAGGACAAGGACAAGAGAAGAAGGAGAGGACACGGCCACCACGGAGGAGAGGAAGAGGAAGAGGAGAGGGUGGAGGAAGACUUCCAGUGUGUUGUGUAUUUCUGGCAGGGCCGGCAGGCCUCCAACAUGGGCUGGCUCACCUUCACCAGACUCUGCAGAAGAAGUUUGAGAGUGGUCCGUAUGACUCAGCAGCAGGAGAACCUCAAGUUCCUGUCUCACUUCAAGAGGAGGUUCAUCGUUCAUAAAGGGAAGAGGAAACAGAAGAUCGAUGCCGCCCAGCCCUCCCUCUACCACAUACGCACCAAUGGCAGCGCUCUCUGUACCAGGACCAUCAGAUAA
This is a messenger RNA of Oncorhynchus keta (chum salmon), 781 nucleotides long. RefSeq names its product protein flightless-1 homolog. Gene Ontology annotation, cellular component: cytoplasm; nucleus; actin cytoskeleton. The record is from RefSeq and is a predicted model, not a curated record. Gene Ontology annotation, molecular function: actin filament binding; phosphatidylinositol-4,5-bisphosphate binding. Gene Ontology annotation, biological process: barbed-end actin filament capping; myofibril assembly; actin filament severing. The transcript is spliced from 6 exons. NCBI's taxonomy places the organism in Eukaryota, Metazoa, Chordata, Actinopteri, Salmoniformes, Salmonidae. Bases 215 to 781 code for a protein of 188 amino acids.